GCAACGUUUUCCCAGGGUAGCUAUUGGUCCUUUCUAACUAUAAAAUAUACUCAUCCAGAAACAGCCCAAGAUUUUUCCUUUUUGGAGGCACCCAGAAGUGAAGGAAGGUGUCAUGGAAAGGCUCGUUGUCCCCCAGCCCCAAGCUGUGGAUUCCCUUCGGCGUUUCCAGGUGUUGUUGUUGGAUAGAAGGAGCAGACUCCAUGGCCAGAUCCGGAGCCUCCAGGACAUCAUCCGGAAAAUUGAAAAGCUGCGUAAACGGUCCCUCUUGGCUAAUAUCGCAGGCAGUUCCCUGAGUGCAGCUGGAGCCAUCACAGCCAUUGUGGGACUGUCCUUGAGUCCGGUCACGCUAGGGACCUCUCUUCUGGCGUCUGCAGUGGGCCUGGGUGUGGCUACUGCUGGAGGAGCAGUUACCAUCAGUUCGGACCUGUCCUUGGUGUUUCGCAACUCCCGAGAGCUGAGAAGAGUGCAGGACAUUGCGACAAUUUGCCAAGACCAGAUGAGAGAAAUAUUAGGGUGCUUGGAUUUCUUUUGCCGGGGGCAGGGCUGUCUGGACUUCCAGCUUCUCCAGUCUGGGAAGAAGGCUUCCAUUGCUCUAUAUAAUUCAGUCUAUUUUAUCGUGUUCUUUGGCUCACGUGGCUUCCUCAUCCCCAGGCAUGCGGAGGGGGCCACGAAGGUUAGCCAGGCCGUAUUGAAGGCCAAGAUUCAGAAGCUGGCCGAGAGCCUGGAGUCCUGCACCACUGCCCUGGAUGAACUCAGUCAGCAGCUGGAAUCCAGAGUACAGCUCUAUGCAAAAACCAAACAUGGAAACCCCUGUUUGGAUUCAAAAGAUUCUCUGGACAAAUAUGGAGGGAUGAUUUUUUGAGAGCAAAGAUUUCCCCCAGAGAUUAAGACUUUGGGGCUGAGUAGGGAUGGGUACUUGUACACACACACACACACACACACACACACACACACAGUGGAAAGAAAAACAAACCCAACUUCCUGUUGUAAAAGAGAUGCAUGCUUUGGGUAUGGAUUGGAUUUCUGGGAUCCCGUGUAACUCUGAGAUUUUAUGAGUAUGUGACUUGAAAUGGGUGGUUCCUCAUAGCCCUUAUUUUCUCACCACUGUGAUAUCCUGUGACUGACAGGACUGGGAUUUAGUGCUGGAGACUUUUCCCAUGUAUAACACUAGUACAUGUGAAUGACAAUACUAACAUAUUCUAUGUCUACAAAAUGUUUUCCUGUCAACAUCAAAAGUUUCCCAGUCACCAAUGCCAGCCAAAAAGCUAGUUCAAUGUUCUUCUCUAAGUACUCAGUGGUUGAAUGUACACCCUGCAGAAUUACCUGGCUUUUCAAGAUGGCUCCAGUUGUGCCUUGGGGCUUCAGAUUGACACCAAAGAGGGUGUGGGAGACUUCUUCAGAGUCAGGGUCAGUUAAAAGGAUUCACUUCAAGUCCAAGGUAAUUGGACAACCCCAAGACAACCCCAAAGAUGUCUUAGGGAGGAAGGAAGAUCUAAUAACACCCUGCUUCUGAUUCUGAGGAGCCUCAGAGGAUCUGGAACAAAAGCCCAGUUACAGAGGCCAUUCUCCCCACACUCAAAAUAAACAAACAAAAGUCUCUUGUUCAGAAUUCAAGACAGGUACCUGGAACUAAACCUGACCCUUUGUUUUCCCUAGCUUCCUCUGUUUAAGGAUUCAUCCUGGAUUUAGAGAGGGCCACUCAGAGUGGCAGUAGACUGAAUUUACCCAUCCUGACCUAAUGAUUUCAAGGAUCCCCAAGGCUAUUGCUCCAAUAUUCAGUGUGCAGUCCAAGGGGGUCCCCUUCCUGCUACCUAUCUAUGCUGGGUGGAAAGCUCAAAGACUGUCAGCAUUCCUUGGGAUGAUGGGAAAGAUGAAAUAAGUGGGAAAAGUGGCAGGGUUAGUGUAAGGGGAAGGGAAAAUUCGUCUAAAAUGUCCUACUUUAUGAACUAAAGGAUAUGACACAUUCUACCCUGUAGAGGGCAGUAUUGCCUAUAUGUUAUAGAAACUGGCACACCAAAGAAUGUAACUAUUGAGAAACUAGCUUUUCUACCUUUUACUUCAACAUCACAUAAGGUAUUUUAUUUAUUUAUUUAAAUUUUAUUAUUUUAUUGUUUUUUAUUAUAUAACUGAAUUUUAUAGAAGUGACCUAUUUUAAUAAUCACAGGAAUAGCAAAUUUGGGAAAUGUUGCCCACCAUCACUAGCUUCAUUUCCAAGGGGUAAAGUGCUGCUGCAGCUACGUGGUUUUUGUAAAGUAGAUAGGAGAUAGGUAAAUGGUUGCUGGAAGCGGCAUCACUCCUUUUAAGGAGUCCCUUUUUGAUCUGUGGGGAAGAGUUGCUUUUUUCAAAUGUUCCUGUUAAGUAGGUAAGGAAAAUUAAAGAGGGACCAAAUAAAGGGAUGAUUUAAAAAAAAAAUAGCCUUUAGGAAGAAGAGUAAGGUAAUAUAUUUCUGAUUAUUUAAAUGAUUAAAAUAUAUGUUUACCUUUAAGGUACACAUGCCAACAGAUAAGACUUGACCUAGAAAGAGAAUGUGUUUAGUGUAGAAAAGGAUAAUGAGAGAGGAGGCAUCUACACUCAGAAAGCCUAGUGUCCUAUGAAGUUGUGUCUCAUGGUUGAUGGACAGUGUGGUUGGUGAGGUUGUAGUGAUGUGUCUUGGUUUCAUUUGGUACAGGUACAGAAGAUCCAGGUUUUUUUUUUUCUUAGUAGUUAAGCUACCUUUAAGAAAACACUUCAAGUCUCUUGAAUCGGCCUUCUAAUCAUUGUAACCAAGUACCAAAAAUAGGUUCCAAAAUACUAGGUCUGGCAAAAAAAAAAAUUGCUUACCAAUGAUGGCAGUGAGCCGAGGAAGUGCAAUUUCAAACCUUUGGGGUCUAUUUCCAAUUUUCUGAAAACUUUAACUCAUAUCUUGUUGCUUUUUAAAAUCUUGCAUCGUAGGCUGUAUUUCUUUUGCUUAUUUACAUAGGUGCUGGCAAAAUCUGGCCCUAACCUCAUUCUUACCAGUGCUUAAUAUUGAUUUAGAUUCUACCAGUGACUAACCUCUAUAUGCAGCACUCUUGGAAGCAGUAUCAAUCUUUUCAUUACACUAAGUACUUUAAGUGCAUCAAAAUUGUAGUUACAUCUUGUAUGGAUCAAUUUAUAGAAGAACAGCAUCUAUUCUGCAAUAAUGCAAUGUUUACAGUUGAGAUUCAGUAAAUAUUAUUGAAUGAAUAAGUAGCUUAAUGGCUUAGGCAAUAAGAUUAUCUGACUUAUAUGCCAAUGGGGACUUCAUAGAAAAAGAAGAUCACCCUCUUUUCCCUAUGUAAUUAUUACUUUGAAAUUUGGAAGCUCUUUAGGGCAUUAGGUAAUUUAUCCUUAGUCAAAUGUAGCUACAUAUUAAUUUCCAAGGGACAAUAAUUUUUUGUGGGAAUAUACAAAAUGUUGUUUUGGUAAGUUUUCAUUCUAUCAGAAAUAAGGUAUAAAAUGAAAUGUGGAGGGAAGAAGGGAAAGAAAUUCUCAGUUAAAAGGUGCACAUCACUAAGUGAUAUAUCUUUCAAAAAUAAACUUGUUAAAAACAAACAUGCUGAAUGUCUAAGUGAUUUUCUAAAUAUUUUUCUAGUAUUCCAUAGUCAAAGCAUUUGAAUUUGUUAUCUUUCAUAAUGCUGAGAUCUAAGCUUUGAUUCUGCAUUGUGGUGCUUCAACAAAACUGUAUCUUGCUCUAGUUUUUAAAAAAUGCAAACUAUACUGUGUGUGAAUUAAACUACCACGUUGGAGGUGAAUUAGAACAGGGUUAGAACAUAUAAUAAAUGUCCGCUUAUAUGGGAAUCAGACUGUAGAAGCUUCAACACCAUGGGGAACUGGAGGGUAUGGA
Molecule: messenger RNA, 3844 nt
Organism: Dromiciops gliroides (monito del monte)
Lineage: Eukaryota; Metazoa; Chordata; Mammalia; Microbiotheria; Microbiotheriidae
Gene: APOLD1
Product: apolipoprotein L domain containing 1
Exons: 2
Coding region: 113-862 (249 amino acids)
Biological process (GO): lipid transport; lipoprotein metabolic process
Cellular component (GO): extracellular region; membrane
Molecular function (GO): lipid binding
Source: RefSeq, a predicted model, not a curated record